Molecule: messenger RNA, 602 nt
Organism: Pseudonaja textilis
Lineage: Eukaryota; Metazoa; Chordata; Lepidosauria; Squamata; Elapidae
Source: RefSeq, a predicted model, not a curated record
UCUGAGCAGUAGACUUGCUGUCCAUAAAAAGAUCCAUAGAGGAGAGAAGCCGUAUAAAUGCAUGGAGUGUGGAAAGACGUUUACUCAGAGCAGUGGACUUAGAAGCCACAAAAAGAUCCACACCAGAGAAGCCAUAUAAAUGCAUAGAGUGUGGAAAGAUGUUUACUCAGAGCAGUGGACUUAGAAGCCACAAAAAGAUCCACUCAGGAGAGAAACCAUAUAAAUGCAUGGAGUGUGGAAAGACCUUUGCUAAUAACAGUGACCUAAGAAUACACAAAACGAUCCACACAGGAGAGAAGCCGUAUAAAUGCAUGGAGUGUGGAAAGACGUUUACUAAGAGCAGUGGCCUUAGAAGCCACAAAAUGUUCCACACAGGAGAGAAGCCGUAUAAAUGCAUGGAGUGUGGAAAGACCUUUGCCCAGGACAGUUAUCUUAAAAGGCACAAAAAGUUCCAUGCAGGAGAGAAGCCGUAUAAAUGCAUGGAGUGUGGAAAAACAUUUACUCAGAGCAGUGGACUUAGAAGGCACAAAAAGAUCCAUUCAGGAGAGAAACCAUAUAAAUGCAUAGAGUGUGGAAAGACCUUUGCUAAUAACAGUGACCUA